This is a messenger RNA of Lecanosticta acicola, 3045 nucleotides long. The record is from the annotation of a GenBank genome assembly. NCBI's taxonomy places the organism in Eukaryota, Fungi, Ascomycota, Dothideomycetes, Mycosphaerellales, Mycosphaerellaceae.
AUGGCGAGAACAAACCAAUUCGCCCACGGCACCUACACCUACAAUCACGUCUGUGGUUGUUACUUCUCGGGACAAUUUGGUAAUCGCAGCUACUUUCCCCAGGUCCGACUUGAAUCGCACGCUACAAUCAAUCCGGUCUGCUUCACCACGGAGCUCACACAGACCUUUCACAACCCCAACUCAGAGGAGAUCCCGCAAUGCCGCUACACAUUCCCGCUCUUCGAUGGCGUCGCCGUCAACGGCUAUACCAUCAGCUACGCGGACAAGGUCUUGCGAGGCAUCGUCAAGCAGAAAGAUGUUGCCAAACAAACCUACCAGGCAGCCGUUGAUCGAGGUGAAACAGCUGGGCUUCUGGAAUCUCUGCCUGCCGGAGUGUUUGGUGUCACCCUUGGCAAUGUACCACCAAAGACUGACAUCAUCGUACAAAUAGCCUACUGCGGUGAGCUCAAGCACGACGCCGGGAUCGAUGGCUUGCGCUACAUGCUACCCAACAGCAUAGCUCCUCGCUACGGGAACUACCCCGGCCAGGUGCUUCAAUCCAACACCGUCAACCAGGGCGGUAUCAAGAUAACUGUCGAUGUCGAUAUGGCCAAGUCCACCAUUUGGAAGGCGCAGUCACCCAGUCACCCGAUUGCUUUGUCAAUGGGCGAGCUGUCCACAUCGCCUCAAGGGUCAGCAUUCUCGCCUUCUCGAGCCUCAGUCACAUUGACACAGGGCUCCACUGAGCUCGACGACGACUUCAUACUGCAGCUGGUCAUUGAUGAAAUCAGCAAGCCUCAAGCCAUCGUGGAGACCCAUCCUGCUUUGCCAGAGCAAAGGGCAAUCAUGACAACCCUCGUGCCGAAAUUCGUUUUGGAGCCAGCUCAUCCCGAGAUAAUCUUCAUUGCCGACCAGAGCGGUAGUAUGCGAGGUACAAAGAAUCAAGCACUCGUCUCCGCGCUGAAAGUAUUCCUCAAAUCUCUGCCUUUGGGAGUCCGCUUCAACAUCUGCGCCUUUGGCAGUGCCUUCCAAUUCCUUUGGCCAAAGUCACAGGCCUACAGCGAAGAUAGCCUCCAGGCAGCAAUCGACUACGUGGACAGCUUUGCAGCUCACUAUGGUGGCACCGAGAUUCUAAAGCCUAUCAAGGCCGCCUUUGAGCGACAUCUGAGCGAUCUGCCGCUGGAAGUGAUGCUGCUCACUGAUGGCGAGAUCUGGGGAGAGGACCAUGUCUUCUCGUACAUCAACGAGCAGAUCGGGAAGGGCGUCGACGCGAGAGUCUUUGCCCUCGGUAUUGGCCAAGACGUCUCACACACACUUGUCGAAGGUGUUGCCAGAGCAGGCAACGGCUUCGCUCAAUUCGUGACCGAGGACGAGGAAAUCGAUCAGAAGGUCAUUCGAAUGCUGAAAGGCGCGCUGUACGCCCAUACCACGGACUAUUCUCUGGAGGUAACCUACGGCAAUGACUCUACUUCUGGUACCGACGACGACUUCGAGAUAAUUGAGAAAGUCAAUGACUGUCUGGUCAUUGACGAGCCGGCGGUCGCUUCAAAGCGGUCACAGGACCAAGCCGCAGGCCAGCAACCCAAAUCAUUCUUCGACAUUUCUGCAGAUCUUGACAAGCCGACCAAGAUUGAAGCCAACUCAGCCAAUCGAUAUGCGCAUCUGCCGUCAAUUGACUUCCCGAAAGUGCUACAAGCCCCGUCGAAGAUCCCGUCCUUGUUCCCAUUCGACAGGACCACGGCUUAUCUACUCCUUGGUCCGAAGUCAACUCAAAAGAACAUCCUCUCCGUCACCUUGCGCGCUCUCUCUCCUGAGGGCCCAUUGGAGCUCACCAUCCCCAUCGAAGGCCACCAGGUCGGAACCAGCAUCCAUCAGCUCGCAGCUCGCAGAGCCAUCCAAGACCUCCAGGAGGGUCGUGGUUGGCUACAAUCUGCCAAGAUUUGGGAGAAUGCUUCGGUGAAAGAGAAGUUCGAAAGUCGCUUCGACGAGAUCGUUGAGCGCGAAUGUGUCAGACUUGGCGAGAAGUUCCAGGUUGCAAGCAAGUGGACUUCGUUUGUGGCCGCGCAAGACCAUGCCCAGGGGGAGCUUCAAGGCCCAGACGUCGAAGAGGAAAUCGCUCCUGGUGCCAGCGGUCCAAGGCGUGGAAAGCAUCUCACCAAUGCGAGAAAGACCCUGCCUUUUGCCGCCUUUGGGGGCUCUUCUUGUGUCCCCCAAGCCCCAGCUCUUGCAGCUCCUCCCUUUCCUCCUUCGGCCGCAGCCCCGCCACCAUAUUCGGGAAUGCCAGUUGCUGCUCGCAUGCCUAAUUCGCCUUUUGCCUGCUUUGGGAACGCUUCUUCUGUCCCGCAAGCGCCAGCUCUCGCCGCUCCUCCCGCUACCCCUUCGGCCGCAGCGCUGCCACAGCAUCAGCAAAUGCCAUCCGCUGCUCGCAUGCAUAAUUCGCCUUUUACCCUCUUUGGGAACUCUUCUUCCGUCCGGCAAGCGCCAGCUCUUGCAGCUCCUCCCGUUCCCCCUUCGGCCGCAGCCCCGCCACCGUAUUUGCCAAUGGCAAUGGCUGCUUGCAUGCCUAUGCCCGCUCAAUUCGAUGUGGAUCUCAUGCUUGACACCAGCAAGAAGAAGAAGAGAGGAGGUCUUGCGGCGAGGACGCCACUCGCGCGUAGGGCAGCCAGGGUAUCCGCACCUGCCCCGGCGGUUCACGAUUUCAGGGCAGAUUUCCCGGCUGCCCCUAGCACCGAAGGCGUUCCAAACCCACAUGGACCUACCAUGCACAAGUUGAUUGGCCUGCAGACCUUCUCUGGAGCCUGGGUCUGGAAUGAGGAAUUCUUAGACUUGAUCGUUCACGGCGGCGACGAUAAAGAUGGCCAGAACAUUGAUCGGACGAAAUUUGGGAACGAUGCUGAUUCCACGGCGACGGCAUUGGCCAUUGCGUUUCUGGAGCAGUUUUUGAGUGAGAAGAAGGAUGUGUGGGAGAUGGUUGCUUCGAAAGCGAGAGGUUGGCUUGCGAAGCAGUUGGGCGUUAAUGCGGCUAAGGUUGAAGAGCUGGUUCGGGUUGCUGCUGGGUAUCUUUGA